Molecule: messenger RNA, 2472 nt
Organism: Pan troglodytes (chimpanzee)
Lineage: Eukaryota; Metazoa; Chordata; Mammalia; Primates; Hominidae
Gene: C12H2orf92
Product: chromosome 12 C2orf92 homolog
Exons: 11
Coding region: 1347-2207 (286 amino acids)
Source: RefSeq, a predicted model, not a curated record
GGAGCUGGGCUGGUGUGCGCGCGCGGCCGGAGUCUGUGGAGCUGGAAAUUCACCGGUCCAGGAAGACGUCUUUCCCGCGUCCCAGCACCUCGGGCCACGCUCCUUCGUGAGAGCGCCCUCUCCAAGGAGGCCAGCCCUGGAUAUUUCACCCAAAAUAUUUAUUUUUUCUUUUUUUCUAGGCUCCUGUUUUCCUAAUAGCAUGAACAGACCCCCCGUCAGCUCCUACCCCUUGGUCUCUGACCUGUUCCUCCUCCGAGGUGACCUCUAUCCUGAAUUUUGAAAACAUAUUAGUAUUGCCUAUUUCUGGACUUUAUGCAGAUGAAGUCAUUGGGCACUUCCACCCCUGGGUAUUUGUACUGAUCAACCAGGUUACGCUUUCAGCAUUUGCAAACUCAGGAUGGAGAUUUUAGACCCUCUUCAACCUCCAGGUUUCCUCUUUGCAAAGGCCAGCAGCAGAAGCAAAAGAGAUGGAGCCCAGGUAUUUUAGAGAAAUAAGAUUUCUGUGGCUACCAUGACCUGCUGUUACAGAUUACAUGGUACCCCCUCUUCAUAUGUUGAAGUCCUAGCCACCCCGCCGAACCUCAGAAUGUGACUGUAUUUGGAGAUAGGGUCUUUACAGAGGAAAUCAAGUUAAAAUGAGGUCAUUAGGGCAGGCCCUAAUCCGAUAUGAUCCUGUGUUCUUAGAAGAGGAAAUGUGGACUCAGGUGUGUAUGGAGGGAAGAUGGCUUGCAAGCCCAGGGAGAAGAUGGCCAUCUGAGCCCACGUCCUGGAACAGAGACUUCCCUCACAGCCUCAGAAAGAACCAGCCCUGCUGACGUCUUGAUCUCAGACCUCCAGCCUCCAGAACUGGGAGACGAUUCAGUCAGCUCCUACACAACACAGGGUUGAACUGUGCGGGUCCACUUCUAUGCAGAUUAUUUUCUUUUUUCUUUUUUGAGACAGAGUCUCGCCCGGUUGCUCAGGCUGAAGUGUAGUGGUGUGAUCUUGGCUUACUGCAGCGUCCACCUCCCAGGUGCAAGUGAUUCUCCUGCCUCAGCUUCCCAAGUAGCUGGGACUAUGGGUACUCGCCACCACACCUGGCUAAUUUUUGUAUUUUUAGUAGAGAUGGGGUUUCACCAUGUUGGUCAGGCUGGUCUUGAACUCCUGACCCCAAGUGAUCUGCCUGCCUUGGCCUCCCAGAUUGCUGGGAUUACAGGUGUGAGCCACCGUGCCUGGCCCUAUAUAACUCUUUGUGCAAGUUUUUACCCCUAAAAGAUAUCUGCCAUCUCAGCCAUGGAACAGACACUGUAAGAACAUGAAGGCUCAAGGGCAGGGCUGGCUACAUAAUUUGUGGGACCCAUUACAAAAUGAACAUGGAGAAAAAACGAGAAGAAAGUGUAGUACAAGAGUCGGGGUCUCCCUAUGUUUCCCAGGCUGGCCUCGAACUCCUGACCUCAAGUGAUCCUCCCACCUCAGCCUCCCAGAGUGCUGGGAUUAAAGACGUGAGCCACGGCACCUGGCCUGAAUUUUCCUCAAAUUCAAAAAAUGCUGAUGAAGGUUUGGCUAAAAUCUUUGAUGAAAUUGUGCUCCAAGUGUUUUCCAAGGUUCCGUAUGACCCAUCAUUUGAUGAAACAAGAACAGCAGUCAGAUCCAUUACAAAGAGAGACACACAAAAAAGCUCUUCCCAACAAAAGAGCUUGAACAAUGCUGCAUUUGCCUCAGGUUCAAAUGAGCGAGAGGAACAUUUGGCUAAAAUAUUUGGAACCAGCGUUGCUUGGAAUUCUCCUAAACCAGAAUAUUUCCUUGGCAGUGUGGACAAAAUUCCUGAUAAAGAUCACCUUUCAGAGGAGAAGAAUUUUAAAGAAUCCUGUCUGUUCCACAGGGAUUUAAGAGAGCAGUUAACUACUGUAGAUAAAGAAACACUUCAAGGAGCAGCUAAACCAGAUGCUCACUUUAGGACUAUGCCCUGCGGGCAGCUUCUGCACUUCCUGCAGAAAAACACCAUCAUCGCCACCGUCUCAGGGGUGGCCAUCCUCAUGGCCAUCGUGCUGUUGCUGCUUGGGUUGGCCUCAUACAUCAGGAAGAAACAGCCAUCAUCUCCUCUGGCAAACACGACAUAUAAUAUUUUUAUGAUGGAUGGAAAGACAUGGUGGCACAAUUCUGAAGAAAAAAAUUUCACAAAACAUGCAAAGAAACAGAAACAGUUGAAGAGCAGCUCCUGUGUCUAAGCCAGGUCCUGGGGCCAUCAAACCAGGACUUGAAACCACAAUGCGAGGACAUUCUCCAUCUGCGCACCACAGGGAGGCAAUUCCAUUUCUGCCCGGGAGGUGUAUUCUACAAAAACGUCUGCUUCCCAUCCCAAUUUGAAUGGACCAAGAAAAACUGCUUUACCAUAGGACACUUGUGGCAAUAUGGCACCAAUGGCUGGCGUCGGCGAACCCGACAGACUAUGGAUUUAUCAUUUAAUAAAGCAUUGAUUCAUUUUUUCAGUCA